CCCGUCCUGACCCCCGUCCUGACCCCUGCCCAUCCCCCUGCCCCAAAAUGGCCAGCUGCCCCCUGUACCCCCGCGGGGGGGGACCUCCUGGGUACCCAUAGAGCUACGUCUAAGGGUACCCAGGAGGUCCCCCGCGGGGUCUAUAUGGGGGGUUGGCGGUGGUAACUGAGGUGUGCUCUCGCGCGGACAAAAGACCCCCGAUCUCUCUUUGGCAGGCCUGCCGGGCUUUCCGCACCACUCUUACAUGCAUCUUUCACAUCGCACACUACGAAUCCUAUCCUUCAAAUUGAUGCGACGUCGACGAAACACUGGACGUGAAGCUGAGCAUUGUCUCCUCGCGGUGAAAGAUGACGAUGUGCUUGGUGCCCAGUGCCUUGGUGGAUUCCACAGUCGUGACGUGCAAGUCUUCCUUCAGUGCAUGACCGGCAAUAAUAUUGUUCGAUGGGUGCAGGUGAGGAGAGCAGGUGGCGACUGCUGCGCUCACGAGAACGCCUUGGCCACAAGCCUCGGGCCUUCCAUGGGAACGCCGAAGCGCCGGAGUCUCCGCUUGUGAGAAUCCGCCCGUCAAUCCGGCCAGGUCCCACCCAGAAGAGCCGCUUGCGGCCUGGGGUUCUACUCAGGCGAGUCUAAGGACCUAGCCGAACAGCGGCUCUGCGCGUGUCUGGAUCAAGCGGUGCUCGUACCCUCCACCCAUCUGCUCCGAACUAGGAUUUCAAAUGAUCUUCUGGGGCAUGUUCAAGAGUAGUACCGUGCCAAUUAGCCUGUCUAGACUGAUAUUCCAGCUCUUUGCCUGAUUUCAUACAACGACCGCUUUUCCAUGAAUUACAGAAGAGGGACAUGUCCGGAUAGAUCUUUGAGUGAGUGAUGGAUAAGCCGGGCACGAGACUACCAUCACUGAUCAGCUGUGCUGCUUUCACUCUCCCACCACACUCACGCUCGCCAUGACUCAAAUGACGUCGUCCAUACCGACUGUCUGACCUACGAGCGUUCCCUGCUCGACCCCGUGCCGCUCAUUCUCGCGCAAUAGCACGAUGCCAAGCCGGAAUUGUGCUGUUUAUAGUUCUUUCAGACUCGUACUUGGGCACGCUAUUUUCGACGGUGCGCUACCCGUGACAUUAAGCUUGAGCACCCGACCAGAUCCUUGCCGCUGCGUUGGGUGUCUGGGCUUUUGGGGAGGCACGUGUGUGAGUGGUUGCGAUGCACUGCAGCCGUUGUGGAACGAAAGAGGGAGGCUGUCCCGGUCUCCGCGGGACGCAUCGCCCUUCUCUCGAAAGCGCUCUGCUGACCCAUCGGAGUUGACUUCGGAAAAAUUCGGCUGCUUGAUCGAUCCAGCGCGCAUCGGCUCAGCUUAAAAAUGACAUGCGAUUGGGCUACGCCUCCCCUGCACAAGGUACUACAGACAGGAGCCGACGAUGGUACUAUCUGCGGAUCGCGAGAAAGCAGGACCAAAUGGCAAUUACCCGCCCUAAUUCUCCGCCGUCAAAACUGGCGUGGCACAUGGGUGUAUGCUAUUGUAUAGAUUAAAUUUGGCGACAUAUAAAACGUCCACUCUAAAUUGACUGUCUCCAGUACUCUUCUGCCCUCGACAAGAAAUACUACUAUACAACAAUGCGGACCGCUUUCCUCGCCAUUGCUCUCCAAGUUUGCGCGAUCACGGCUGCCGUGGUGAAACGAGCGACUGUCAACGAUGUCGCGACUCUAGGUUACGCGACCCUAAACGGAGGGACGAGCGGCGGCUCAGGUGGUCCCACGACGACCGUCACCACCCUCGAUGCCCUCACCUCGGCCGUCGCAGGAACCGCGAAGAAGAUCGUCCUGAUCUCAGGGACGAUUACGGGCAACGCUGUCGUGAGAGUCGGGUCGAAUACGACCGUCAUUGGAAAGACGGGAUCGUCUCUGGUCGGGGUUGGCCUGCGAGUGCUUAAUGAGCAAAACGUGAUCAUUCGAAAUGUCAAGAUCUCGAAAGUGCUCCACCCGGGGGAUGCGGUUGCCGUCCAGGCGUCCCAUCAGGUGUGGAUCGACCACGUGGACCUCUCGUCCGACCUCGACCACGGCAAGGACUUUUACGACGGUCUCUGUGAUCUUACCCACGGUGUCACCGGGAUCACGGUCACCAACAGCUUCCUGCACGACCACUUCAAGGCGUCGCUGAUCGGGCAUUCUGACAAGAACGGAGCGCAGGAUGUCGCCAUCACAGUCACCAUGGCCAACAACCUCUGGCGCAACGUCAACUCGCGCACACCGUCUCUCCGUUUCGGACACGGGCACGUGUUCAACAGCGUGUUUGACAGCGACAUCGAGACCAACAUCAACACCCGCGACGGCGCCCAGAUCCUCGUCCAGAACAACGUAUUCGUGAACACCAUUUUCGCGAUCGAGAGCACCGACGGCGGCUUCGCCGUCGCGACCGGAAACGACUUUGGCGGCGCUAACAACACCGCCCCCGUCGGCAACUUCACCACCCCGCCAUAUCCGUUCACUCUCCUCCCCACCUCCAGUGUAUUGGCCUCAGUCGAGAGCACGGCCGGACAGACUCUUACGUUCUGAUCAUCGGGGCUUUGCACGCUGGGACGCGCGCAGAUGGCAGCACGUUCAUUUGUACCGAGACUUGCAGAGAUUGUAUAAAUCGCAUCACAUUGUCAACUCAGGACUAGUGCGCCCCCGAAGUUGAGCCUCAUCCACUGGAGUGUCGACAGAAUCAUACAUUGG
This is a messenger RNA of Mycena citricolor, 2709 nucleotides long. NCBI's taxonomy places the organism in Eukaryota, Fungi, Basidiomycota, Agaricomycetes, Agaricales, Mycenaceae. The record is from the annotation of a GenBank genome assembly.